Molecule: messenger RNA, 1602 nt
Organism: Nerophis lumbriciformis (worm pipefish)
Lineage: Eukaryota; Metazoa; Chordata; Actinopteri; Syngnathiformes; Syngnathidae
Source: RefSeq, a predicted model, not a curated record
GCGUCGUGUGACUGAAAGAAACAGGCGACGCUCAGAAGUGAGCAGUGAGGACUUUAAAUGUAGGUUAAUUCCAAAUGUGUACUUUUUUAUCGAUUCAUCGACCGUAUGAAAAACUACUCUUUAUUUAUAAUUGAUGUCGGAAUAAACUCUAAUCGUUUCCGUGAACUUUGGAGCUUCUCGUGCUAGCUUAGCUUGCUAGUUAGCUUAGCAUGAAUUGAUUAACGUGGACCCCGACUUAAAGAAGUUGAAAAACGUAUUCGGGUGUUACCAUUUAGUGGUCAAUUGUACGGAAUAUGUACUGUACUGUGCAAUCUACUAAUAAGUUUCAAUCAAUCAAUCAAUAAAAAGCUUGCUAGUUAGCUUAGUUUGCUAGUUAGCUUAGCUUGCCGGCUUCUAACAAAAGAGACUUGGACGUUAUCAACAGAUCACUAAGCAGAGAUCAAGUAGGUGAAAAUGUGCGAAAGAAGGGUAGCAGAGUACGAGGAGGAACUUUCUCCAACAAAAGAGAAGAAUGAGCGACAACAUCGACUGGAAGCUGUUUUGAAUAAACAUCAAGUUGUGUUACACAGACCAGAUGCCCGGCAGUUGAUUGGACAUCAAGAAGAAGGUCUCCCUCAGCCGCAGGGGAGAAGCUUCACUUUGAAGCAGGAGGAUCCACAGCCACCACAUCUUCACACGGAAAAGGAGGAGUCAAAGCCCCCACAUGUUAACCAGGAACAGGAGGCGCCACAGACACCCCACAUUAAAAAGGAGGAGGAGGAACUCUGGAUCACACAGGAGGAAGCGUGUCUUCUAGGGCAGGAGGAGGCUGAUCUCACCAAGUUUCCACUGACUGUUGUCUCUGUGAAGACUGAAGACCAUGAAGAGAAACCACCUGAGUCCUCACAGCUUCAUCACAGUCCAAACGUCCAGCAGCUGAUUGGUUAUCAAGAAGAACCUCUGCUUCAGUUGAAGGAGGAGCCACAGUCCCCCCACAUUAAAGCGGAAGAAGAGGAACUUUGGAUCUCCCAGAAGGAAGAGUGUCUUCCAGGGCAGGAGGAGGCUGAUCUCACCAAGUUUCACUUGACUGUUGUCUCUGUGAAGACUGAAGACCAUGAAGAGAAACCACCUGAGUCCUCACAGCUUCAUCACAGUCCAAGAGUCAGUGAAGAACAUCUUCUCCCAAAGCCGCAGGAGGAGCCACAGCCCCGCCACAUUAAAGAGGAAAAUGAGCCACAGUCCACCCACAUUAAAGAUGAAAAGGAGGAGCCACAGCCCCUUCACAUGAAGGAGGAAGAACACAGCAUCAGUCGGGAUGGAGAGCAUCUUGAAGGACAGGAGGAGUUCCCAUUGAUUAAUGUCCCUUUUAAAGGUGAAGAUGAUAAGGUCAAAGGUGAAAGUGAGGAGAAGAGAGAGGCGGAGCCUCCAAGCAGCAGCUCAACAGAAGCUGAUGGAGACCACUGUGGAUUAUCACAAGCAGACAAGCUCUUAGCUCCACUGUCAGAUAGUGACGACACAACGUCACACUCUCCUGACACUGACGACACGCACUUGAAAUGCUCUCACUUCAACAACUGCCUGCUGGAAGUGCAUGGAACACAUCCGGAAACCAGUGAGAAAUGA